Messenger RNA from Coffea eugenioides, 699 nucleotides. RefSeq names its product pentatricopeptide repeat-containing protein At5g39350-like. Bases 1 to 699 code for a protein of 232 amino acids. Gene Ontology annotation, molecular function: RNA binding; protein binding. The record is from RefSeq and is a predicted model, not a curated record. Lineage: Eukaryota; Viridiplantae; Streptophyta; Magnoliopsida; Gentianales; Rubiaceae. The transcript has a single exon. Gene Ontology annotation, biological process: RNA modification.
AUGAUUCGAGCCUUUGGAAUGAAUGGCUGCGGCCAAGCAGCUGUUAAACUCCUUGAAGAGGUGUGUAGUUCUGGUGUUAGUCCCAACUCUUUGACAUUCUCUUCUGUGCUGUCAACUUGUAGUCAUUCUGGUCUUGUAAACGACGGUCUCAAGAUUUUCGACAGGAUGAGCACUGAUUUUGGCUUCAAACCUGAGACAGGACACUUUACAUGUCUUGUUGAUUUACUAGCACGGGCUGGUCAGCUUGAUGAUGCUGUUGACUUCAUCAGAAAAAUGCCUCACGGGCCUGAUAAACAUAGCUGGGGUUCUAUACUUGCUGCCUCUCUAGAACAGCAAAGCAUAAGAAUUGGAGUCCUGGCUUCAGAGCAUCUGGUCAAUCUGGAGCCAGAAAAUGCUGGACACUACGUGACAUUGUCAAAUUUAUAUGCUAAAGCUGGAAGGCCAGAUGAUGCUGUGAGAGUACGGAGGUUAAUGGAAAGCAGAGGAUUGGUCAAGCAAUUUGGAUAUAGCAGUGUCAGUUUAGUGGCAUCAUUCAAUUCUCAGAGGGUUCGUUCAAGGCAUCAUUUCCAGAUUCGUAUAAUCAUUUUUAUCCAGAGGAUUAGUACCUCAUUCAGUUUGCUGAAGCUAACUCUGUUAAAAACAUAUCUAGUUGCUGGAACUUGCCCCAUAAUGAGGCUACAGAAAUUUCAAUGGUACUGA